Molecule: messenger RNA, 1293 nt
Organism: Asterias rubens (European starfish)
Lineage: Eukaryota; Metazoa; Echinodermata; Asteroidea; Forcipulatida; Asteriidae
Exons: 5
Coding region: 125-1006 (293 amino acids)
Cellular component (GO): trans-Golgi network
Source: RefSeq, a predicted model, not a curated record
GCUGCGUCCUAGAACUCUUAUUUAUUCAUUGGAUGAUGUGACAAGUUUUACACGGACGUCCGUAGAAUAAACAGCUUUUCAACACUUUGUAGAUUGACUAGAGUCGACGAACACUUAUGUGACCAUGGCAUCUUGUAAAAGAAUCUAUUCUUUAUUUUUGGUUGGUUGUAGUUUAUUCUCUAUCGGCAUAAUUGGUCAAGCGGUUGGUGCUGUAGUCGAAUGCAUACAAAAUGAAAAAACUCAUUGUAGUUGCACCAUGUCGGACGGUAGCGGGCGCUAUGACCUUACAGCACUAUCUGGAAAACCAAACGAACCAUUUUUCCCAAACAUCGCAGGAAGAACCGACCACUCUGAGACAUAUUCUUAUGAUCCAUGUGUCCCCUACACCUUAAAACCUGUCUCUGGAAGCGAACAAGGGUCGUGUGAAGGUGUUGCAGGAUGCCGGAAAACUACUGAUGGUUCUACGUCGACGACGACGUACUUCGGCAUUGCCAAGCAUUUUUCUGUGGUGUUUCAUUACGAUUCAGUUACACAGCAACUUAUUUUGAAAUAUACAAAUGAGGAUAUUUUUCAUCCAUUCACCACGGAGGUAGACCUGAAGUGCUCACCCUCUGCCGCUAACUCUGUUACCCUUGAACAUGCAGAGGAUGAUGCUGUGUUAUUCAGGCUUCAUUCUCCCCAUGCGUGUUUAGUAGGUGACGGACUGAGCUUUGGAAGUAUCCUCUGCAUCAUUUUCAGCUUGCUUGUCGUUCUUUACUUUGCUGGAGGUGCUCUCUUUUUAGUCUUCGUUCAGAACAAGCCCGUGAACGAAGCCAUCCCGAAUAAAGGCUUCUGGAUGGAGUUGCCCAGUCUCAUAACAGACGGAGCUAAAUUUGCAUCUAACGGGUUUAAAUCCGAGCCAGCCACGCAUCAUCGACUCGAAAACGUUGACGUGGAUAUUGACGACGAAGAUGAAGACAUUGUUCUUAAGGGUGGAGGAUCCGCAGGAGUAGGCAUUGUGUAUUAGGAGCAAAAGAUGUAUUCAGAUCAUACUGACUGUGAUUUCCAUCUGGGCAGUCGGAUGGCUUCACAGCAGUCCCAGUUUGAGAGUCUUCUCCUGUACUACCCAGCGGGAUCUGGCGUCCUUUAUGAAGCAUUCAAGAAAACCAGGAGUACAUGAAUUGAGAAGUGAAUCAAGCCCAUGUCCAAGUCUUUAAACGCGAACAGAGUUCUACCCGUAGACCUUAUGCAUUGACGUCAUCCAGCCGCCAUCUUAGAGGAAAAACGGUGACGAAACAAUCGAGACGCACGGAU